AUGUCGGACAAGCGCCAGACCAGGUUGCAAAAGCAGGGAAAGAGGAAGAGAGCCCAAUCUCGGACUGCGAAAAUGCCCAAGAGACAGAAGGCAUCGUCCCUCGGACUUGACCUGCCGCAGACAGAGCAACAUCCGCAUAGGACCAAUCGCAACCGUAUGAUGCCGCUGAUCCCCUCGCAUCAUAGAGGCGUGGCGCCUUCCGUCCUCAAACUCAUUUCGGCGCUUUUGAGCAAGCCCACCAUCGUGGCGUUUUGCGACCUUGUUCGCGCCCGGCGCAGUGCUGAGACACCCCUGCGUUAUUGGACUGCCGACGACGGCGCCGCAUAUCAGAUGGAACAGCGUCUGAUCAAUUUGCGCAGUCUGCGGGAUAAGUCUGCUUUUGGCAGAUUUCUUGUCCGUGCCGAAGAACUCGGGUUGGCACGUGCGAUGGAAUGCAAACGGAAAGGUCGCAUCCGAAACGAUUCCAAUGACGUUCGGGACACGCUCAAGCGCUGCGAGUUAACCUACAACACCUUCAAGUGGCACCAAACCCAGGGCGGGAAGUGGUUGAGGCUCUGUAGGCCGUACCCGGGCAUACUGUGUUUCCUUUUGGCCCAUGGUCACAAUGUUUUCGGCAUUUCGCAAGGGGAUUACCUUGGCUUAUCAGACCACGAUCUUGACUCGUUCCAUGCCCUGUUGGACUGUGAACAAGCGCAGACCCUCAACGCCAUUGGUCAGCAGUUCUUGGAUUCUCUGUCGCCCAUUGCAGAUGAUGUUGAAUUCCUGUGGGAGGGCAAAGAGGUUCUCUGGGACAAUUUAUCAACGACGGAGGCGCUCACGAAGCUAGCAACAGUCCCGUGGAAGAUGGAAAACGACUAUGCUCCAAACGACUAUCCAGGCUGGCCGCGACCAUUAGACUGGCCCGAUGAGUGGGGUUGGCCUAUGGACCCAACAGCUCUUCCCGCCUUCGACCAGCCGAAAUGUGAUUUCUGCCCACAAUCACAAUGCGACUGCGUCCACACCAAACUCACCUCCUCCAAAAAACCCAAACCUCGCAUCAAGGAGUAUGGUGAGAAAGGCCGUGGUAUUCAGGCGGUUGCGACGGACCCUGGUCAGGUAGCAUAUGCCUGCGGGGAGUGUAUCGGGGUCGUGUGGGGCAAAGUUGCACCUGUUGACGCGCAUACUGGCAGUAUGGUGAUGGAUUUCGUGAGACCAGACAUCUUAUACGAGCCAGUGGCCUGUCAGCUCUAUUGCGAAGACAGAGGGAGCAAUCUUCGACUCAUCAAUCAUAGCUGCCGCCCGUCGGCGCGGGUGGAACCGAUGAAGGUAUCGGGAAAGUGGAUACUCGUUGUGGUGGCGGCACGAGCCAUAUUUGACAGGGAGGAAAUCACCGCCAAGUUCGGGAAAGCGUCUUUUGACGGGCCGUGCCUGUGCGGAUGCGCAAAUCCUACAGAACCCCUGAGCUGA
Molecule: messenger RNA, 1446 nt
Organism: Cyphellophora europaea CBS 101466
Lineage: Eukaryota; Fungi; Ascomycota; Eurotiomycetes; Chaetothyriales; Cyphellophoraceae
Exons: 1
Coding region: 1-1446 (481 amino acids)
Molecular function (GO): protein binding
Source: RefSeq, a predicted model, not a curated record